Molecule: messenger RNA, 8966 nt
Organism: Pipistrellus kuhlii (Kuhl's pipistrelle)
Lineage: Eukaryota; Metazoa; Chordata; Mammalia; Chiroptera; Vespertilionidae
Gene: ERC1
Product: ELKS/RAB6-interacting/CAST family member 1
Exons: 20
Coding region: 294-3665 (1123 amino acids)
Biological process (GO): regulation of synaptic plasticity; maintenance of presynaptic active zone structure; neuromuscular synaptic transmission
Cellular component (GO): cytoskeleton of presynaptic active zone
Molecular function (GO): structural constituent of presynaptic active zone
Source: RefSeq, a predicted model, not a curated record
AGCUCGGAAAGCGGGCGGAACCUAGAGCUUCCCGGCUGUCGCUGGCCCCGAGGCUGUGCCUUUUCUUGCCCAGAUUCUUCCUCAGGGCCCUGGCGCGGGCAGGGCAGCGCGCCCCCCGGGGAGGGGCGGAGCCGUAGAUAUGGUAUAAGAUAUUUCUUCAAAACUGGACAGCUGAGGACCUGUUAUUCCUGAUUUGCCUUAAGCAAACUUACAGCCAUCAAGAAACCUCACGGAGUUCCAUAUUUUGCUCUCUGCUUUAUACCUUUCCUGCUACCUAAGUUCAUCUUGCAGUCAUGUAUGGAAGUGCUCGUUCAGUUGGGAAGGUGGAACCGAGCAACCAGAGCCCUGGGCGUUCACCUAGGCUUCCACGUUCCCCUCGCUUGGGCCAUCGCCGAACCAAUAGUACAGGAGGGAGCUCUGGAAGCAGUGUUGGAGGUGGCAGUGGGAAAACCCUUUCAAUGGAGAAUAUCCAGUCCUUAAAUGCUGCCUAUGCCACAUCUGGCCCUAUGUACCUAAGUGAUCAUGAAAAUGUGGGUUCAGAAACACCUAAAAGCACUAUGACACUUGGCCGUUCUGGGGGACGUCUGCCUUACGGUGUUAGGAUGACUGCUAUGGGCAGUAGCCCUAAUAUAGCUAGUGGUGGGGUUGCUAGUGACACCAUAGCAUUUGGAGAGCAUCACCUCCCUCCUGUGAGUAUGGCAUCUACUGUUCCUCACUCUCUUCGUCAGGCAAGAGAUAACACAAUCAUGGAUCUGCAGACACAGCUGAAGGAAGUAUUAAGGGAAAAUGAUCUCUUGCGGAAGGAUGUGGAAGUAAAAGAGAGCAAAUUAAGUUCUUCAAUGAAUAGCAUCAAGACCUUCUGGAGCCCAGAGCUGAAGAAAGAGCGAGCCCUGAGAAAAGAUGAAGCUUCCAAAAUCACUGUUUGGAAGGAACAGUAUAGAGUUGUGCAGGAGGAAAACCAGCACAUGCAAAUGACAAUUCAGGCUCUCCAGGAUGAAUUACGGAUCCAAAGGGACCUAAACCAGUUAUUUCAGCAAGAUAGUAGCAGUCGGACUGGUGAACCUUGUGUGGCAGAGCUGACGGAGGAGAAUUUCCAGAGGCUACAUGCUGAACAUGAAAGACAGGCCAAAGAGCUAUUUCUUCUUCGAAAGACUCUGGAAGAAAUGGAACUGCGUAUUGAGACUCAGAAGCAAACCCUGAAUGCUCGGGAUGAAUCUAUCAAGAAGCUUCUGGAGAUGUUGCAGAGCAAAGGACUCUCUGCUAAAGCUACUGAGGAAGACCAUGAGAGAACAAGACGACUGGCAGAGGCAGAGAUGCAUGUCCACCACCUAGAAAGCCUUUUGGAGCAGAAGGAAAAAGAGAACAACAUGUUGAGAGAGGAGAUGCAUCGGAGAUUUGAGAAUGCCCCUGAUUCUGCCAAGACAAAAGCUCUGCAAACUGUUAUUGAAAUGAAGGAUUCAAAAAUUUCCUCUAUGGAGCGUGGGCUCCGAGACUUGGAAGAGGAAAUUCAGAUGCUGAAAUCAAAUGGGGCUCUGAGUACUGAAGAACGGGAGGAAGAAAUGAAGCAAAUGGAGGUCUAUCGGAGUCAUUCUAAAUUCAUGAAAAAUAAGGUAGAACAACUGAAGGAGGAACUAAGUUCGAAAGAGGCUCAAGGGGAGGAGCUGAAAAAGAGAGCAGCUGGUCUUCAGGCUGAGGUCUUUGCCAUUGGUCAGGUGAAGCAGGAGCUCUCUAGAAAGGAUACAGAACUACUAGCUCUACAGACAAAGCUAGAAACACUUACGAACCAGUUCUCGGACAGUAAGCAACACAUUGAAGUGCUGAAGGAAUCCUUGACUGCUAAGGAACAAAGGGCUGCCAUUCUGCAGACCGAGGUGGAUGCUCUCCGAUUGCGUUUGGAAGAGAAGGAAACCAUGCUGAAUAAGAAAACAAAACAAAUUCAGGAUAUGGCUGAGGAGAAAGGAACACAAGCUGGAGAGAUCCAUGAUCUCAAGGACAUGCUGGAUGUGAAGGAGCGGAAGGUUAAUGUUCUUCAGAAGAAGAUUGAAAAUCUUCAAGAGCAACUUAGAGAUAAGGAAAAGCAGAUGAGCAGCUUGAAAGAACGAGUCAAAUCCUUACAGGCUGAUACCACCAACACCGAUACUGCCUUGACAACGUUGGAGGAGGCCCUGGCAGAGAAAGAGCGGACAAUUGAACGCUUAAAGGAGCAACGGGACAGAGAUGAGCGAGAGAAGCAAGAGGAAAUUGAUAACUACAAAAAAGAUCUUAAAGACUUGAAAGAAAAAGUCAGCCUAUUGCAAGGGGACCUCUCAGAAAAAGAGGCUUCACUCUUGGAUCUGAAAGAGCAUGCUUCUUCCCUGGCUUCCUCAGGGCUGAAAAAGGACUCACGGCUAAAGACACUAGAGAUUGCUCUGGAGCAGAAGAAGGAGGAAUGUCUGAAAAUGGAAUCACAGUUGAAAAAGGCACAUGAGGCAACAUUGGAAGCUAGAGCUAGUCCAGAGAUGAAUGACCGAAUACAGCAAUUGGAGAGAGAGAUUGCCAGGUACAAAGAUGAAUCUAGCAAGGCCCAGGCAGAAGUUGACCGCCUCUUGGAAAUCUUGAAGGAGGUGGAAAAUGAGAAGAAUGACAAAGAUAAAAAGAUCGCUGAGUUGGAAAGUCUCACCUCAAGGCAAGUGAAAGACCAGAAUAAGAAGGUAGCAAAUCUGAAGCACAAGGAACAGGUGGAAAAGAAGAAGAGUGCACAGAUGCUGGAAGAGGCUCGGCGAAGGGAGGACAGUCUCAACGACAGCUCCGCACAACUCCAGGACAAUCUCCGUAAGAAGGAUGACAGAAUUGAAGAGCUGGAAGAAGCACUAAGAGAGAGUGUACAGAUAACUGCAGAGCGAGAAAUGGUGCUAGCACAAGAGGAAUCAGCCAGGACCAAUGCUGAAAAACAGGUGGAGGAGUUACUGAUGGCCAUGGAGAAGGUAAAGCAGGAACUUGAGUCCAUGAAAGCAAAACUGUCCUCUACUCAACAGUCUCUGGCAGAAAAGGAAACUCAUUUAACCAACCUUCGGGCAGAGAGAAGGAAACACUUGGAGGAGGUUCUGGAGAUGAAGCAGGAAGCUCUUCUGGCUGCCAUUAGUGAAAAAGAUGCCAAUAUAGCUCUUUUGGAACUUUCAUCCUCUAAGAAAAAGACCCAAGAGGAAGUGGCAGCACUAAAGCGGGAGAAGGAUCGUCUGGUGCAGCAACUCAAGCAGCAGACACAAAAUCGAAUGAAGUUAAUGGCCGACAACUAUGAGGAUGACUACUUCAAAUCCUCUCAUUCCAAUCAAACCAAUCAUAAACCCUCCCCAGACCAGAUCAUCCAACCUCUCUUAGAACUUGACCAAAAUAGAAGCAAAUUAAAAUUGUAUAUUGGACACCUGACAGCCCUCUGCCAUGACCGAGACCCCCUGAUCCUUCGUGGGCUCACUCCACCAGCUUCCUAUAACUUGGACGAUGACCAGGCAACUUGGGAGAAUGAGCUGCAGAAGAUGACCCAGGAACAGCUUCAGAGUGAAUUAGAAAAAGGUGAGCGGGACAAUGCAGAGCUGCAGGAGUUUGCCAACGCCAUUCUCCAGCAGAUCGCAGACCAUUGCCCCGACAUCCUGGAGCAAGUGGUCAACGCACUGGAAGAAUCAUCCUGACCCCGCUUCGUGGGGAGCGGCCAGCCAGCAGCCCAGUGCAGUGAGCCCAGGAGCCAAGAAAAGCGAACUAUGAGGACAGGCACCCAGAUACUUCCUGACCUCUGCAAACACUACGAACUCUGUCCUACUGUGGUUAGUUCUUCCAGUGCGAUUCCAGCGCCACUUCUACAUCUGCCAUCUUACUCUGCUGUUCGCCUUUGGAUGUUGUCUAGACGCUUAUUUUUUUUUAUGUCCAAGGUGGGUAAGUGGCCAAGUCUCCCUGAGGAACCACCAUCUGGUCAUCAACAGUGGAGAAUUCUGGAAGCUGGUGGCUCUGCCCGCAUAGGGUCAUGGAGUAGGGAGCCUCUUACUUGUGUCCUCAAUGUGGGGACUAAACCUAGAACCUACUUGGAGUUCAGCAUACUGAGAGAAUGCUUCCGCAUGGACAAGAGAGCUGAGUGUCCUAAUCACAACAGGUGCUUUCUCCUAAAAGGCUUUUUUUAAAUCUCAAAAAGAUAUUAUUAGAAAAAGAGAGAGGGUUAAAGAGAGAACAGGGACAAACAGACAACUGACUCUUCUUACACUGUCUCUUGUGUUUACUUUCAUCUGCAGUGUUCUAUGCGGGGCAGCCGCAUGCAGGCUCCUGGUGGCUCGGUGCACACUGACACCCAGCCCUGUCUGUCUCGCUUAUGCGUGCUCUUGUCCUCGACCAGUUAACGGCAGGGUGGUGCAAGCAGUUCUCCCCCUAGUCCUCUUGUGUGAGACCUUUGGCCUUUUACUUAGAUCGUGUAUCUCUAUUGGAAAGAGAAGAGGGGUUUGACGUGAGGCACUGUCAUCACCAGCUCUGCUUCUGGAGAUGGCCAUUGCCAGGGUCAGGCUCUUUCUCCUGAACAUCUCCCUCCUCAGGCCUCUGAGCCCCAGAAGAAUGCUUCUGCCUUCCCCACCAUGCUCCACGCCCAGCCGUCACUGAACUCUCUGACCCACCUUCCACCCUUGUAGCUUACCUCUUGAUUUGCAUGCAUAGAACCUUAGCUUCAUGCAUUGCCUGGAACCUCCUCUGACACAAAUGAAUGUUCUCGUGCCACACACAUUCCUUCCUCCAUUCUUUCAUUCAAAGAAUAUGUAUGAAAUGCCUACUGUUAGGCAGUCGUCCUUGGGGGAACAAUGGAGGAGAGGUAUAAAGGAUUCUAUGAGACAUACCUGCUUUAGUCAAAGCAGCAAGAGGCAUACUCUUCGACUCCCCCAACUUAAUCGAAGAUAUCUUUUCCAGAAAACCUUUCUUAAAUCAGCAUAUCUCACUUCUCGCUAUAAUAGAAUUGAUGGUUUGGGGCUGGGGCUGAGUCACUUACUUGCCAUUUGGUGAUUCAGGACGUUUGCAUGUUGCUGCCCUGAGGGAGCACACUGUCCAGGGGCCUGUUAGAGUAGGUGGUGUUACCGCGUGGAACUUGGCCAGCUCCAUGUCACAGGUGAGAAAAUUGACCCCAAAGUUGCAAAUUCACUUGAAGAUAACUGGCGUUUUGAAGAGCAUUUUCCCCAUGCAUAGACAAUGACAGUGAUAAACAAAAUCAGGCACCAAGAAAUAGACCACUUAACCAAAAUCCAGGCCUUUGACCACCUCUGUGACCAGACCUCCACCAGACACCCACCUCUUCUGAUAAGAGUUGCUGGGCUAAAUGCCGUGUCUUGCACUUUCUUCUCUGCCCUUUGCCAGUUCCUCACCCUCAGAGUCUGAUGCUCCUGGAAAGCCGUCACGGCCGUCAGUGCAGUGUCUUCCCUCCACAAGCCCUGACUGUCUCAUUAACUUAUAUGGUCGAAUCUCCAGCUGCCCUGACUCCUGCUGUAAAGCACCCCCUUCCCUCCCCGUGAGAAGCUGUAGAGUGCUCCUUAUCAAAGGCUUAAAUGGACUCUGCUCAUAAAGUUCUUACUGAGAUGCCUCCUGAUAGCCAGGCUGGCCGGAGUCGGGGCACAGGGGUUAGACAUUAAGUGGUGGUCAUUUGUGGUCAAUUACCUCAAUUUCAUUUAUUUAUUGCACUGCCCAUAAAUCAUGCAGAUAGCCUCUAGUAUUCUAGAGUGGAGUAUUAGAAUCUCACUUUAAAUGCCAUAAGACAAAGAAUUGAGGUAUGAUAACAGCCUUCACAGGACCACAGCAGAACAGAAAGCAGAAGAAGCCAUGCCCAGAGAAGUGGCCUGGCCUGGCAUAGCUGGCCUUGGUCUAGCUGAUCUGGCAAGGGAAGGCAUCAAUCAGAUCUCUCUCUGGGUCCCACUGGUUUGGCCUUUACCAACAAAUACAAUACCUGCCCCUGUUGCCCACAUGUUGAAUAAUUCUCAGUGCACCUUCUUCCUUCCUGUCUUCAUUUCAACCCCUUCUGUUGCUCUCCCUCUAAAACCUUAUGGGAGUCCUCUGGACAAGGGCUCCCAAGAAGAGUCAUCUCUGGGGCAGACAGCAUAUGUCUGGUUUUUAUGAGCCAAAGCAGGGAGUCUCGUUCAUUCUUCCUUGUAUCUCAAAUGGUUCUGGGGACUUUUUGGACCUGAAUGAAUUAGGCUCUGGCUAAAGUUCAGUGGUGAACAUGACCUGUAUUUACAUAAUAGGUACAAAGUCUAUACAGUUUCUAUCUGGUGUUUAGAGUAUCUUACUGAGUUUAAAUCAUUCAUCGAGCCAGCAUUUACUAAAUGCAGAGUUCCCAUCACACAAGGACUAUCGUUUUGUGACCUUUUCAUGAUUUGCCAAGGUCUCACAGGUCCCUCAGCUACUACCAAAUGUCUGUGUGUAGUCUUGAAAACUCAGUGAAGGUUGCCUAUAAUGUUCACCAAACUCAUUCAUCCCAUUGGCAAGCCUAGUUGCCCCUUAACACCUAAAUAUUUGUACCCCGAAUGAAGAUCAUCAUAAAGGGGACAAGAAGAAGAGUGGGUGGAAUCCAACCUGGAGCACAUGACUAAAGAAAGAAAAUGUGACUUCAUCUUUUCAUAUACCUCUGUCCCAGGUACUCAUUGAGUCCGUGAUGAAGUAUUGAACUGAGAUUUUACAAGGACUUUGGACACCAUUUGAAAUAGAAAGGACUUUAAGUGGGCUCUAACAUAUUAAGAAAUGUGCAUGGGAAUCCUGAAAUCCAUCCCACGUCUAACUUUUGACCUUGUACAUUACAAUCUAAAGAAGACCUAAGUUCCUUUUCCUCUUUCUUACACUCGGGCUUUAAAAAUGCUAGUAAGGCAUACUAGACCCAAACUAUCUUCAGUGUCACUAGUGGCACUUUCGUGAGUAAAAGUCUGUCUGGUUUUUCAUGAGGAGCUCAUUGGCUCACCCACUCCUCAGAGGAAGAAGUCAGCACGGAGCUGAUGGUCAGGAUUGGCAUUUGGAUUUGCUGCUAGAGAGUCCUGCUGUUCCCAGACCCCUCCUGCCCUUCUGUUUGACCACAUCAGAGCAGAGGCCCGCGGGCCACCCGCAGGGUCUUUGAGGAAAGAGCAAAUGGAGGAAUGUGUCACCACAUAGACUGUGACCCUCCUGUGACGCCUGCUAAGUUCCCGUGAGCCCUGUAUCAGCAAUAUCAGUAACUCUCACGUCUGCCUCCCCGGCCUCAUCUCCCCACCUGCGAACGCUUAGGACUAUGGAAAGGGAGAUGAGGAGGGAGUGGGUGCAGGCAGCACGCUGCCCUCUGCAAGGCCUGCAAGGCCACGCAUCCCCUGUCACUGCCAGUCCCUGGGCUCUCAGAGUGAUUUCAACCAUUUAAAGAAAUGUUUUAAAGGAAUCCGGAGUUUCCUCCAUGUGAACUAAGGGAAUACUUGGGCAAGAAAAACACACAAGGAAAUCCUUCUGAACAAAAUGGCUGUCUUUACUCUUUUUAAGCAAAAACUGUUUCCAAACUUUUUAGUGUCAAAACUGUAACCAAGUGUCUCCUGAUUCCCCCCAAUGUGUGUAGUGAGUACUGUGACUUUAAUGUAGGUAUUUCUCCUCCGACUCGGGGGAGAGGUGGUUUUAGGACUGAUUUGUGGGGAGCUGGUUUCUGUCCCAUCCCACCUCCUCUCUUGUUUCUCUGCUUGUCAAUACUGUCUGUGUGGCUCAGAGAAUUUGGGCAGUUACAUUGUGUCCAUUGUUGAAAUUAUUAAGAUAUUAAAAAGUAGUUGUAGAACUGAAAAAUUAAAGAGCUGUGUUUUUAAAAAUGCAAAUCAAUAUCAUGUAAAAGGAAUUCAAGCUAUGGGGCAGCCGAACUCCGCCCUUCCUCCUAAGCUGGCUUAGGUGGCAGCUGGGCUGGCCUCUUGGGAAGUCCAAGGACCACCCUCCGGCAGUGACUGCGCGGCGGAAAGACAGCUGCCGGGGGAAAGGAAUGGGAAUCUGGGCCUCAGAGUUCCAGUCGUGCCAGCGCUUUCCUGUCCAUCGCCAGGACCUCUGGGUAGUUUGUGACCCCAUAGCCACUCUCACCCCCACGUUGGUCCCAGCUCAGUGUGCCUAAUACUAUGUGGCAACCGGGGCUUGCCUCUGAAGAGCAGCCCUGUUCAGGCCACAGAACCUCUCUCGUGCCCACUUGGUGCUAUAUCAUCCAGUGACCAUCCCACAUGGGCCAAGCACUGGCAGCCCAGAGCCUGCAGUCCGGUGAAUGCGUUAUACUCAGAUCUCAGUUCCUUCUGGCUUCAGUCCUAGAUUCUUUCCCUUUAAGAUGUUUAGUCCCAGAUCUCCUGGGCCCAGGCCGCCUCUGUGGCCCUCCCCCCCACCCCCUCUAGAUGCCAUCGUCAGAAGGGAAGUGAACCCCGCUGAAGCCAGAGAAUCCGGCCCUGGGCCUGAGCCAGCCCUCCGAGCCCAGCCGUUUCACACCACACCAGUAUUGCAUCACCCUCUAAGCCAGGCCGCCAGCCCACUGAGGCAGCACACCGGCCUCUGGCCUGAUGGCUGUGCAGGACCAGCCCCGCACCUGCCCAACAGCAGGGUGUCCAGGAUGGGACGGAGUCUCCCUGGGACAUGCACCCCUCGCUCCAGAAGAGAAGUGCUGCACUUUAGUGAGGAGCUGGGGGAGGGGGCUGGGCACUGUUUCCUUGUAGCUUGAGUUCCUUUUGGUGACAGUAGCAGCCGCAAUGGUGGUGUCUGUGAUGCAAAUGCACCUGCUGCCUUCAAGUGUGCGUGUGCGUGUGCAUGUGCGUGCGUGCGUGCGUGUGUGUGUGUGUGUGUGUGUGUGUGUGUGGUGGCCAGUCGCAUUACUGACAGGAUAAUGACACUACAGAGAAAUUGUGUUAUAGUCAACUUUGCCUUGAUAAUUAUUGUAAACACUUUGUUUUGUUUUGUUUUAUAUUCACAAACUAAAUCCAUCGGGAACUUAUAAAAUUAUUUAAAAAUUA